Messenger RNA from Gekko japonicus, 2316 nucleotides. RefSeq names its product testis-specific kinase 1 (gene TESK1). The coding region runs from base 1 to 2316 and encodes 771 amino acids. Gene Ontology annotation, biological process: protein phosphorylation; actin cytoskeleton organization; positive regulation of stress fiber assembly. The transcript is spliced from 10 exons. NCBI's taxonomy places the organism in Eukaryota, Metazoa, Chordata, Lepidosauria, Squamata, Gekkonidae. Gene Ontology annotation, molecular function: ATP binding; protein serine/threonine kinase activity. The record is from RefSeq and is a predicted model, not a curated record. Gene Ontology annotation, cellular component: nucleus; cytoplasm.
AUGGUUGCAGAACUGGGCUGGCGGGCGAAUGCCACCCGGUGCUCCGUGUGGACGUGGGACACUGUGUUCCGCACAGGGCAGUCUCUCUGGCCUCCCCCGAAAGGCAGGCCAGUGUCCCGGAGGUUACAAAAGCGGGGCCUGUGUGGGGCCAGGCCAGCACCACAGGGAGCCCGCGAGGCCCAAAGGGUGUGGAGCGGCUCUUUCCGCCUGCUGCGCAAAGAGCAUGGCCGGAUCUGGCAGCAGCCAUCGAGGACUCCUCCCCGCGACCUGCCUGCGGCUGUGUGGGAUGCAGGCAAAGGAAGCCGAGCGAAGCGCUUGUCUGCGGCUGAGGCUGAGGCGGACCUUGAACCCAGCUCUCGGAAAUGCCGCCAGCGACAGUCCCGCCUUGUGCCCCGAGGCAGGGGUGGGGGUGCUGCCCCCCCACCAGACGGUGGAAUGGGAAUCCAAGGAGAGCCCCACCCUGCCCUGCCCUUCCACCGCCACCGCCCCCGGGAGAGCCGGCGUGGCAUAGAGACUGGAGCAUCGGACGAGGGUCUGGGAGACUCUGGGUUCGAAUCCCUGCUCUUGCUUAGGGGGCCUCUGGUGCGGCACCGACAGUCCGGCCAGAUCAUGGUGCUGAAGAUGAACAAGCUGAUGAGCAACCGAGGCAACAUGCUGCGUGAGGUGCAGCUCAUGAACCGCCUCUCGCACCCCAACAUCCUCCGGUUCAUGGGCGUCUGCGUGCACCAGGGCCAGCUGCAUGCGCUGACGGAGUACAUCAACGGUGGGAACCUGGAGCAGCUGCUGGACAGCCCCGCCCCUCUGCCCUGGCCCGUGCGGGGCAAGCUGGCCCUGGACAUCGCCCGGGGCCUGCGCUACCUCCACAGCAAGGGCAUCUUCCACCGGGACCUCACCUCCAAGAACUGCCUGGUGAAAUGUGACGACAACGGCUACACGGCCGUCGUGGGCGACUUUGGCCUGGCUGAGAAGAUCCCCACCUACAGCGAGGGCGGUGAGAAGGAGCCCCUGGCCGUGGUGGGCUCCCCGUACUGGAUGGCCCCCGAGGUGCUGCGUGGGGAGCUGUACAAUGAGAAGGCUGACGUCUUUGCCUAUGGCAUCAUCCUCUGCGAGGUCCUUGCCAGGGUGCCGGCUGACCCCGACUACUUGCCCCGCACGGAGGACUUUGGGCUGGACGUGGCUGCCUUCUGCACCCUGGUGGGAGUCGACUGCCCGGUGCCUUUCCUCCAGUUGGCUUUUCAUUGCUGCAGCAUGGAGCCCACCGCCCGGCCUUCCUUCCUGGAGAUUACGCAGCGCCUGGAAGCCAUCCUGGAGGAGCAGCGCAACGCCGGGACUCCGCCUUCCAGAGCGAUGGGCCCAGCCCCCCCGGGAGCCCUGUGGUGGCGGCGCUGCCAAGCGGCAGCCAAGGAGCCGGCGACCCCCCAGCCUCCGUCCGGCCUGCCCGCCCAGCAGCUCCUGCCCCCGGACCAGCGCCUCUCCCGCAGCCAGUCGGACAUGUUCCCGCCCGGGUCGCCCCACUUGCCCCGUGCCCAGGACACUCCGCAGCGGGUCAACCCCUUCUCCCACCGCCAGGACCUCCAGGGGGGCCGGAUCAAGCUCUUUGACACGCCCAGCAAGUCUUUGAUCUCCUUGACCUUCGACCUCCCGCCUCCCUCGCCUUUCCCGCUGGGCACGCCCAUCACGCCGGAGCCCGCGGUGGAGGUGCAGUGUGACUUCUCGGAGCCCGUCUCCCACGGGCGCAAGUGCCGCUCGCUGCCCUCCUCCCCGGAGCUACCUCGGCGAGGGCAGGUACAGCCCCGCAGGAACUGCCUCCUGGCCCUCGACUGCAGCAGCCUCCAGCCCGCCCCCUCCCUGCCGCAUGAGCGCACGGACUGCAGCCCGGACAGCCCCGCCCCCCCGCCGGCCACCCCCGCCGCCAACGGCAACUUCAUCAGUACGGCCGUGUCUGGGGUCCAGCCGUGGCCCCCCAACGGGCUCCUCCUGAACAAUAACAGCAAGCCCCACGGCUGGGGCGGGGGGCUCUCGGAGCUGAGCGUCCCCCCCACCGUGGACGGGGUGCCGGCGGAGCACGCGGGGGCGGCGCUGGCCCUGAGCGGCGCUGGCGUGGCGGAGCAGGAGGAGGUGCUGGCCUGCCCGGCCUGCUGCCUCGGCCCCUUCAGCUUCAGCUUUGCCUCCGUCUGCCGCCGGCCGGCCGCCAGCACCCCCCGCUACCAGAACCUGGGCUGCGAGGCCAAGAGCCUGCUGUGCCCGGACUGGCACCCACAGCAGCACAAGAGCCCUGGGCUGGGGUGGCCAGAGCCCAGCUUGAAAUUGCCUUAA